Molecule: messenger RNA, 972 nt
Organism: Anisakis simplex (herring worm)
Lineage: Eukaryota; Metazoa; Nematoda; Chromadorea; Rhabditida; Anisakidae
Source: the annotation of a GenBank genome assembly
UUGACUUUUCGAGAAACAUUGGCAGAUUUUCUGUCGAACUGCACAUUUUCUCAAGCGAAUCUGACUGAGCGUGGUUGCCCACUGUCGAUGAUCGAACACUGGCGAGGUGGAGCGAGCCACGAUCUUAGCAUUCUGACGACUUUAUCGAUUUAUUGUUCAAUUUAUUUCGUAUUAGUGGCAAUAUGUGUUUCUUUGGAAGUGCCUGCGGGUAUUUUCGUGCCUUCAUUCGUAAUUGGUGCUUGUGGUGGACGUCUGAUCGGUGAACUGAUGGCGAUUGCUUUCCCGGAAGGGCUUCGCGGUCCGGAUGGUCCACAAAUUUUUCCUGGCCUUUAUGCAGUCGUUGGAGCAGCCGCUUAUACGGGUUCUGUAACGCAUUCACUUUCAAUCGCAGUUAUUGUAUGUGAAACCACUGGCCAAUUGUGUGCUUUGUUACCUGUAUUGAUCGCCUUAAUGAUCGGUAAUGCAAUAAGCAGUUUUCUGCAACCAUCAGUCUACGAGAGUAUAAUUCGUAUCAAAAACUACCCUCACCUCGCUGAUUUACCUCCUUCACGUGUGAGUGUUCAUACGUUAAAAGUGGAACGUGUCAUGAUUCGUGACGUGAUCUGUAUAACAAGGGAAACGACAUAUAAGGAAUUGAGAGAUAUACUCCUGUCAACGCCAAAUCUGCGCUCUUAUCCAUUAGUCACUGACAUGAAGUCCAAGAUUCUACUCGGUUCGGUGGCGCGAAAGUACCUAAACUAUUUGCUACUACAACGACUCGGUCCAGAUCCAACUUUGUUAUGCAAAGAACGACGGCGCCUAAGAACGCCAUCUGACUUGUUUGCUAGCACAUUCAGACGAUACAGUUCCAACUACAAUACAGUCACGGGCACAUUCCUUACCGAUCGGAAUAUUAGUGGUAAUACACUGCUGGCUAACAGUCCACUGCAUGAAAUCCAAAAUGAACGUAAGUAUUAUAUUAUUUCCUUUUAA